AUGGCCCCCUCAUCCCUGCCGUACCACGAGCCCCCGCUCACGUACACCCUCGUGCUCGCCUCCUUCCUGCUGGCCCUCAAUAUGGUCAACGCCGUCCUCGACCGCGCGCUGUACUGCGGGCUCGUGGGGCAGGUGCUGGUCGGCACGGCGUGGGGCGCGCCGGGCGCGCGCUGGCUCUCUUCUGACGCUGGCGCUGGGGUGCAGGAGGCCGUCGUCGGGCUAGGGUAUCUGGGCUUGGUGCUUGUUGUUUUUGAGGGCGGGCUCGCUACGGAUGUGCGGAGGCUGUGGAAGGAUCUGGGGCUCGCGGUGGGCGUCGCGGGGACGGGGGUGGUGAUGCCGAUGGGGUUUAGUUUUGUUUUGGGGAAGUUGGGGGGCGCGAGUGGGUUGCAGUCCUUCGCUGCCGGCGCAGCGCUGUGCUCCACGAGUCUGGGCACGACGUUCACGGUGCUCAGCACGAGCGGGCUUUCCGCCACGCGGCUCGGCAGCGUGCUGAGCACGGCGGCUAUGAUGGAUGAUGUCGUCGGUCUGGUCAUGGUGCAGAUCAUCAGCAGUCUUGGGGAGGGCGCUGGGAGUGGUGGUGCGGAGGAGAUCGCGCCUACGACGGUCGUUAGGCCUGUCUUUGUAUCGCUUGCGUUUGCGGUUGCAGUUCCGGUGGUGUGCCGGUUCUUGCUUCGGCCGGGCUUGCGGGUGCUUGAUCGUAAGAGAGGGAAGGAUGGCGGGAAGGGUGGAAAGGGGGAGGCGAGGGUCUGGCGGGUUUUCAGGAUGAAAGAGGCGGCUUUCGUGGUGCAGACGCUCCUGCUGAUCGCGCUUGUGGUCGCCGCGAGCUAUGCGGGCGUGUCGGUGCUGCUGGCGGCUUAUAUCGCUGGCGUCCUGGUGAGUUGGUGGGAUGCGCAGCGUGGUGGUGACGAUGAAAAGCCUGCGAGCGCUUGUGUUCCUGGGCAAGAGGUCACGUCUGCGAGUGGAGAUCGAGAGACUCGACUCCCUGAAGAUGCUGUUACUCCUGAAACUCCCGGCUCGGCAACAGCGACAGCGCAACCCGUAUCCAAGAUCUCGCGGUAUACUGGGCACGAGAUAUAUGAGCUCUACUAUUCGCAGGCUGAGAAUCGCGUUCUCAAGCCUUUCUUCUUUGCAUCCAUUGGAUUCUCCAUCCCGGUAUCCAAGAUGUUCUCCGGGGAGGUCAUCUGGCGUGGCAUGAUUUACACGGUGCUCAUGAUGGUCGGCAAGCUUCUUUGCGGGUUGUGGCUUGUACGGCUCCCGGUGUCUAUGGGCAGCCUGGGAAAGGUGUUCCGCUCAUUCGUCGCGUCUCGGUAUCACGAAAUCUCCUCUAGGAUUCGGCCUCGGAGCUCCAAGUCGAAGCCAAAGCCGGCGGCUGCUCAUGGUCACGGUCUUGCUUCUCAACCUGGCGCAGCCUCGCCCGAAGCCACGGAGAUGAGCUCAACGCAGACAACCGACGCAACAGCGCCGCCGGACCCAACGGCAGAAGGAGAACGGCACGCACCGAAGCUGCCUGCCAAGCCCGUCUCCCUCUACCCGUCUGCGAUCAUGGCCUUCGCCAUGGUAGCCCGCGGUGAGAUCGGGUUUCUGAUCUCUUCUGUGGCCGAGAGUAAGGGCAUAUUCCGCAGAGCAGACGAAAGCGAGUCGGACGCUUCAGAGCUUUUUUUGAUUGUGACUUGGGCCAUAUUCCUCUGCACGAUCGUAGGCCCGCUGUGUGUUGGACUGUUGGUUAAGAGGGUCAAGAAGCUUGAGAAGGCUAGUGUUGGCCCGAGGGGGGCUCGGAAUGUCCUUGGGGCUUGGGGUGUUCAGUAG
Messenger RNA from Anthostomella pinea, 1806 nucleotides. The record is from the annotation of a GenBank genome assembly. Lineage: Eukaryota; Fungi; Ascomycota; Sordariomycetes; Xylariales; Xylariaceae.